Arabis nemorensis is the source of this 1242-nucleotide messenger RNA. NCBI's taxonomy places the organism in Eukaryota, Viridiplantae, Streptophyta, Magnoliopsida, Brassicales, Brassicaceae. The record is from the annotation of a GenBank genome assembly.
AUGCUGUUAGGGUUCAUAUCGUUGCUACUAUCAGUAAGCCAGUCUAAAUUAGCAAAGAUUUGCAUAUCAAAGAGCUUAAGUGAAAAGUUUCUUCCAUGUAAGAAACCAACGGAAGAUAAAUCCCCCAAAGACUCUUCCCAUUUCCAAUUCAGCUUCACCGGACGUCAUCUCCUCGCCGGAGAUUCCCCCGCCGGCGACUACUGCUCCCUAAAGGGAAAGGUUCCGAUAAUGUCAGUAUCAGCUUUGCACGAGCUUCAUAUAUUCAUCUUCGUAUUAGCUGUUGCUCACAUUAUUUUCUGCCUCUUGACCAUUCUUUUUGGAACCGUGAAGAUAAUGCAAUGGAAAAAAUGGGAAGAUCAAGUUUUAGAAAAAGAUUACGACACAGACCUAGUGAUUCAGAAGAAAUAUACAUCAGUUCAAGAACACGACUUCAUCAGAGGAAGAUUUCUUGGGGUUGGAAAAGCAGAUGCUUGCUUUGGUUGGAUGCAUUCGUUUAUGAAACAGUUUUUUGCUUCAGUUAAUCAAUCGGAUUACAUCACAAUGAGGCUAGGCUUCAUCACGACUCAUUGCAAGACCAACCCGAAAUUCAAUUUCCAUAGAUAUUUAAUGCGUGCUCUCAAUUCCGAUUUCAAGAAAGUUGUCGGUAUCAGUUGGUAUCUUUGGGUAUUUGUGGUUUUCUUCUUGCUUCUAAACAUUACUGCUUGGAAUGUUUACUUUUGGCUAGCUUUUAUUCCUCUGAUCCUUUUGCUUGCCGUGGGGACAAAGUUAGAGCAUAUCAUCACAGAUUUGGCUCAUGAAGUUGCAGAGAAACAUAUCGCUGUAGAGGGAGAUUUGGUAGUCCGACCAUCGGAUGAUCUAUUCUGGUUCAAAAGUCCUCGGCUAGUUCUCUUCUUGAUCCAUUUCAUUCUUUUCCAAAACUCAUUCGAAUUGGCCUACAUAUUCUUUAUCUUUGCUCAAUAUGGUUUUAAUUCUUGCAUCAUGGGACAAGUCAAGUUCAUAAUCCCAAGACUCAUCAUCGGGGUAACGAUUCAGCUUCUCUGUAGUUACAGUACCUUACCACUUUAUGCCCUCGUCACUCAGAUGGGAAGUUCAUUCAAAGGUGCAAUAUUCAACGAGCAGACGCAGCAACAGAUUGUUGGAUGGGCAAAGAUGGCUAAAAAGGGAGUGAAGAAAGGUUCAACUCAUGGAAGUACCAGUCAUGGUGAUGCGGACACGGAACUGACUGGUCGAACCAAUACCUGA